Molecule: messenger RNA, 741 nt
Organism: Clonostachys solani
Lineage: Eukaryota; Fungi; Ascomycota; Sordariomycetes; Hypocreales; Bionectriaceae
Source: the annotation of a GenBank genome assembly
AUGUUUCUACCCGUCUUUUCUACCGUUCUCGCGUUUUCUGGGCUGGCCAUGGCUCAUCCAAGGCCUUCACCCUGCCGGGCAUUAUCAGAGCACUCGUUUGCUCAGUUCCGGGGCCAUCCGAACAGGCUUAUGGCUGAGCUGAAAAAGCGGCUUUUUGACGAUGCUGCAUCGUCCAGCAAUUUGGUUUCCCUGAGGAGGAGAGGUACCGAUAAAGCUGUAGUGGGCGCUGCUGUUGGAGGAGUGCUUGGAGGCCUUUUCCUGAUCGCCCUGGUCGUGGCUCUCUUUUGGUUCCUCCGUCGUCGUCGCGGCCAUCGCAAUAGUCAGGAUGGCGAGCCAGAAACUCCGCCCCAGGCCAUAAGUGUUACAACACCCUUCAUGGCGGAUCAUCCUGACUUAUCACGCGACACACACGGCGUAUCUCCUGAAAAACCACGCGAGGCGACCACGCAAGCAUUGAGCGACGGCACUGCUCGACCACAAAGCGGAGUUCGUUCGAAAUCGUCACACGAAAUCGAUCCUCGAUCACUACAGGAGUCAUUGCAAGGCAUCCCGACCGAAUACACAACCGGGCUGGGACUUUAUCAGAAGGAGAACCAGGGGGUACCUCUCCGCGUGGAAUUAGAGGGGUCCAGCGAGUUCAGAGACCAAGUUGGCUCAUUACGGCCCCCGUCGAGAAUCAAGACGGGGCAGCGGCAGUUCAUCGCGGGAUUCAAAAGGACGAUGAGCUUCCGGGGGGCCUAA